AUGACCUGUGUCAAUAAGUUGGGAGGUCGAGCACUGCUUGUCGGUGGUGUGGCAGCGUGGCUGACAGCCAUAUCGACGGGGGAGGACUGGUUUACGAAGGACUAUUUGUUCGUGCUAGCCGUUGUGCUUGUGGUUUUUAUCGGCGGGUUUCGCAAGGCCAAAUACGAGAGCCUGGCACUACACGAAAAAUUACAGCGAGCACAUGAUCUUGAAAAUGUCGAGUUCAUUCACAAUGACCCAGUGCAACUGAAGCAGAACAAGGUUACCUGUAUUCUCUUCUUUGGGACGUGGUGCAAGAAAUCUCGUGAAGCUCUGGAGAGCUGGCAGCGUACGAGGUCAAAGGUCGCAAUGCUAGCAACUUCCGUGAGCUCAAGAAAUUCAAAUUCAGUAUCGGCAUUGAAACUGGUUUCAUGA
This is a messenger RNA of Phytophthora infestans T30-4, 414 nucleotides long. RefSeq lists its product as uncharacterized. The coding region runs from base 1 to 414 and encodes 137 amino acids. The record is from RefSeq and is a predicted model, not a curated record. Lineage: Eukaryota; Oomycota; Peronosporomycetes; Peronosporales; Peronosporaceae. The transcript has 4 exons.